Sardina pilchardus (European sardine) is the source of this 1341-nucleotide messenger RNA. RefSeq names its product inner ear-specific collagen. Lineage: Eukaryota; Metazoa; Chordata; Actinopteri; Clupeiformes; Clupeidae. The coding region runs from base 1 to 1341 and encodes 446 amino acids. Gene Ontology annotation, molecular function: protein binding. The transcript is spliced from 4 exons. The record is from RefSeq and is a predicted model, not a curated record.
AUGUCUCCCCCUCCGAACCCUCCCCCGGGUACCGACUACGACGUGGACGGAGGGCGCAUGCUUCCCUCCAACGACUCCAUGAUGAUGGGCGACAUGGGGAUGAUGGGCGGCGACUUUGACACCAGCUACUGCGAGAUGCUGCUCAACUCACCCGUGCCCCCCACCGCCGACCAGGUGCCCUGGUUCUGCAUCUGCCACAGCUGCAAGGGCACCCCCGGGCCCAAGGGCGAGAGAGGGGACCGUGGCCUGCAAGGCAGACCCGGCAGUCCUGGAAGGAGAGGGCUCACAGGAUUCCAAGGUCGUCCAGGAUUCAUGGGCAGACCAGGAAUGAAAGGUGAGAAGGGAGACGAGGGCCUGAAAGGAGACAAAGGCCCCGUGGGAUUCACCGGACCCAAGGGAGAGCGCGGCUUCAAAGGUGGUAAAGGUGACGAUGGCGCAGCUGGACCUCCAGGCCUAGCGGGAGCCAAGGGGGAUGACGGAGAGUGCCCCGAAAUGUGCGAGACUGUGCAGGGCUCUGCCGGAGAACCGGGCCUUCCUGGACCUGUCGGACCCAGAGGUCUGCCUGGGGUAGCUGGGUUGCCAGGACCCAAGGGACCGAAGGGCGAUAUGGGAGUCAUGGGUCGCUCCGGUGGGCCUGGGUUACCGGGAUCAAAGGGUGAGCAGGGGCAGGAGGGUGAGUGCAACUGCCAGGAUGGAGAUGCAGGUGCCCCCGGUAACCAGGGCCCUAAAGGCGAGGUGGGCACCCAGGGGGAGCAAGGUCCCAAGGGAGAUGAGGGUGCCGCCGGCCCCAAGGGUGACCUAGGAGACAUGGGCAUGAUGGGCAUGCCCGGGCCCUGCACCCCGACCGUCCAGUCGGCCUUCUCCGCCGCGCUGGCGUACCCCUUCCCGCUGCCCAACAUGCCCGUCCCCUUCCCCGCCGUGCUCAACAACAUGCAGGGCCACUUCAACCCCUCGCUGGGCAUGUACACGGCGCCCGCCAACGGCACCUACGUCUUCAGCUACCACCUGACGGUGUACGAGCGCAUACUCAAGGUGGGCCUCUUCCACAACUUCCAGCCGGUGGUGAAGACCACGGAGCCGGCCCAGCUGGGCACGGCCUCCCAGACGGUGGUGCUGCACCUCACCAGCGGCGACCUGGUGUGGAUGCAGGUGAAGGACAGCAACAGCAACGGCAUGUACACCAGCAGCGAGGCCAGCAGCACCUUCUCGGGCUACCUGCUGCACCCCGACUCCUGCGACAUGCCCCUCUUCCGAGACUUCUUCCCCGAGCCUAUCAAGGGAGAGUACAGCUGGGGAGAGCUGGAGAUGCCCACCACGGCCGCCCCGACUGCAGCCCCCUAA